CCCUCCGGUCCUUACUUAACUUUACAUUUUCCUUUUUGGACCGUCUCAUAUUAAACUUUACACUUCUUUAUUUGGCAAACAAAUCUACACCAAACAGUAUUGAACAGUGUCAAACAGUGUCUCUACAGUAAAGUCAAAUUUAUUUCUUUAAUAUGUGUGAAGUCAAAGUGUAAACUUCGUUAAGGACAUGAGGGAGUAUAUAAGUUGAUAUAUUGAUUGAUUCUUGUAGCUGCCAUGAGUGGAAUGAAUUGGGGGAUGACGUGAACGUGUAUAAACAUGCAUCUCUAGCUGAGUUCCCAGUUAUCUCGGGUUGGAAGCCAGAAAGUGCAGAAAAGAAAAGAAAGGUAGCUUCCUUUUUGAACAAGUGUAUGGAUGCCCAGAAUCUUGAAGUUUUGUUCAGGAGAGGAGUGGUGAGCUAUUUUAGCGGACAAGAACAAGAAUACGCAUUGGAGUGUUUGAGGAAGGCAGGGAAUGCGGGACACGUGGGAGCAGUAUAUACAAUCUGCAUAAUUUCCAUACUAUUCAUGGGAGCUGAACACAAGGAGAAAGGAAUGGAGGUGUUGAGUGCCAUGAAAAAUUCAGAUGAACUGCAAGAGAAAGUCGGGGAAGCUCGUCGGGAACUAAUAUCGAUCUUGAAAGAGAUUUGGAUUGGGAGUUUUGUGGUUCAUAGGCGAAAAACAAUUUUUUGCAGCAGAAGAGAUCAUUGUUGUAUGAAGAAGGGCUGGGAUGCGGACGAAGAGAACUUGAGUAUUGAUUGUACUUAUUGUAAAUGUGAUUUUGAGAUUUCUGUCAUAGAUAGUGUUCUUCCAUCUCCAUUAAAUAAUAAUAAUGUGGUUUAACCAGC
Cuscuta europaea is the source of this 844-nucleotide messenger RNA. The record is from the annotation of a GenBank genome assembly. NCBI's taxonomy places the organism in Eukaryota, Viridiplantae, Streptophyta, Magnoliopsida, Solanales, Convolvulaceae.